Messenger RNA from Spinacia oleracea (spinach), 2794 nucleotides. RefSeq lists its product as uncharacterized. Bases 459 to 2537 code for a protein of 692 amino acids. NCBI's taxonomy places the organism in Eukaryota, Viridiplantae, Streptophyta, Magnoliopsida, Caryophyllales, Amaranthaceae. The transcript has 6 exons. Gene Ontology annotation, molecular function: glutamate synthase activity. The record is from RefSeq and is a predicted model, not a curated record.
ACACUUCCCUGGUUCUUUCACCCCUCACCUCCCUUCAUCAUCUUCCUUCACCAUUCACCAUUCACCAUUCACCAUUGAAGACUUAGCUUCAAAAAGGGUGACUACAGCAGGGGCGUCGCCCGUUGGGAAAGGUGUUUCGAGGCAGUAAAGGGUGACUACCACCGAGCUCACCUUACCCUCUCCUUUGCUCUAGCCAAAAAAAACCACAUCAAAACUACUAUCAACCCCGAAAACAACCUCUACCCAGCGAAAACCACCACCCCUAUUCUCUCUCCUAACCUCUUCCGCCUGGCCAGAACUACCCCUACCAGCCCAACGCGAACGCAAGCCACUCUAAAAUUCAGUUGUUGGGUGAAGAAAAGACAAGCCAUUCUAAAAUUCAGUUGUUGGGUGAAGAAAAGGCAAGCCAUAGUCUUCACCGUUGGCACAUCGCAAGUCACUUUACAUCACUCGGAUAAAUGGAUUUUGAUGAGUUGAAAGAUAACGUAGUUCGUAUAUUAACAAAGAGAUAUACUGAAAAGAGUGAAAUAGAUCAUUUUAGUAGCACCGGUACAAUCGUAUACGAUGAUGGCGUUCUCCUAUUAAUUUUAACGUGUGGACACACGGUAAAAGAUGAGUUUGUGGAUGGCAUAACAGUUAGUUUUGAGGUGUAUGUAGGUGGGAUGGUAGAAGAAGCAAAGGUGAUCACCAACGAAGAGGACGCGACAAAAGAAAUUGGUAUCUUGAGUUGUAAAUCUUUUCCUGGUAGAAUUAGAAAAAGUGUGAUGUUUGGAGAUGGAAACUAUGUCUUACGUCAACACUUGUUUAUGAUAUCCCAUCUUGGUGGAUAUGAUCGAAAAACAUAUACCCGAGGGAAAUUGCAGUCUUAUGAGCUAAGGGGUACAGAUAAGAACCUGCAGAAUAUCGAACGCAUUAUCGAAUGUGAUGUUACGGCGGGACCAGGUUGCUCCGGAGCCGUCCUUUUUGACGAGAAAUGCAAAAUAGUUGCUGUUUUUUUCGCUUCGACACAUGUUCCCCUUUACGACUCACCACCUGGGCAACUUGGGAGGGAUUCGGAAUCUCUUUCAUCAACUCAUGGUGUGGGACUCGCUAUUCCCAUUGAAGUAGUAUAUCGGGUAAUCUCAGAUGUGCAUGAAAGAAAAUUUGGAAGGGGAUUAAUCGUUGAUCAAUUGAAUAUAAGUGGUGCUUUAAAAGAUCUUGCAAGUAGAGUGUGUGAUUCUUCAUCUUCAUCCACUAUCCUUCCAUACGAACAACCUGAGUCAUCACAUGAUCAGGAUCAUGAUCAAAGUCCUUCAGAAGAUUUGGGCUAUACCUUGUCAUGGUGUCGUGUUCCUACAAGAAACAUCAAUGAUGAGGGUGCUAAGGUUGGUGAAGGAGAAGAGCUCCCUGGUGAUAAGGUAAUGGGAGAUGAUGCUGUAACCAGUCACUCCACAUAUGGUAUCAGGCUUUUAUGUCCUGGUCCCUAUCAUGGCAUUUAUUCAAUUGAGGAGCUUGUGCAACUAAGUCAUAAGCACCCCAAUCCAUCAGCCAAAGUCAGUGUUAAACUUGUGUCUGAAGCUCGUGUCAGAGUGGUUGGUGCUGGGGUUGUCAAGAGGCAUGUUUUGAUUCCUGAACAUGAAGGUGGUACUGGAGCUUCUCGAUGGACAGACACACAGAAUGAUGGGUUUCCUUGGGAGAUUGGCCCUGCUCAAACUCUGGUUGCUAAGUAUUUUCAAGGUCACUCAGUUCUUCAAACAGACUGUCAACUGAAAACAGGAAGGGUAGAUUUUUGUUUCAGCAUUGUUUCCCUCAUCACACUCGGAUGCAUAAUGAUGAGAAAGUGCCAUAAGAACACCCGUUCUGUGGGCAUUGUUACAAUGGAUCCUGUUCUCUGGGCAAAGUUUGCUGGUGAGCCUGUCCAUGUAAUCAACUUCUUCUUCAUGCUAGCAGAGGAGUUCAAAGAGAUUAUGUUUCAACUAGGAUUCAGGAAGCUUGAUGACAUGGUUGGGCGUUCAGUUAUGCUUCAAGUUAAUGAAGAAAUGAUGAACCGCAAUGAGAAGCUCAAGAACAUUGAUCUCUCUCUUUUGCAGGAAAAGGAGUUAGUAGAUGUGUUCAAGUGUCCUUCCUGGGUUCCUGAUGUGCAAGAACAUCCUGGUUUUGUUGCAUAUGAGUGUGAAGUGAUUCAGUGUGAUAAUGGGAAUGAAAGAAUGAAAGACUUUACGGAGGUUAUUCAAUCUGCUCGGUGCAUGGAUUGUGGUACUACAAAACCAAGAGAUCUUCUUAUUGAAGGGGGGGACUUGUCCGGAAUUCAUUUUUCCAUGGCAUUCUUACAUGCAAAUACUAAGAGCUUGCUUGACAGUAAUAUACAAGAUGGUCAAUAUAUCUCUGCAAAUUGCAUUUGUACAUCUAUUCGACCCUUGGCCACAGGAGAACCCAAGAAUGAAGCCUGCUUUGAAGGACAACUGGACAAAUGUGAUGCUUCAGCAGCCACAAAGCAUAAAGUGAUUGAUUAUGCAUGCUUGAGUCACAAAAUAGCAGUGGUCCUCUUCCUUAAUUAGUUAAUUAGUUAGGGUCUGAUGAUAAACAUUAUUCUAACUUAGUUGAUUCUCUUUAGUAGUAUUCGGCUUUUAGUAGAUUGUCUUAGAAACACUAAACAAGCUUGAUGCCUUGAUAAGGCGUUUAACUUUCCACGAUAGUUAGGACAAUAUGUUAUAGUGCUGGCUUGUCAUGCAUUUGGGAGGCUGUUGAAGCACAAUAUGUUAUAUUGCUGGCUUGGCCUGCUUUGUUGAAUUAUGUAUUCUUAUUUGUUGUUUUA